Messenger RNA from Helicoverpa armigera (cotton bollworm), 1856 nucleotides. RefSeq names its product facilitated trehalose transporter Tret1. Gene Ontology annotation, cellular component: membrane. Gene Ontology annotation, molecular function: transmembrane transporter activity. NCBI's taxonomy places the organism in Eukaryota, Metazoa, Arthropoda, Insecta, Lepidoptera, Noctuidae. Bases 104 to 1498 code for a protein of 464 amino acids. The transcript is spliced from 7 exons. Gene Ontology annotation, biological process: transmembrane transport. The record is from RefSeq and is a predicted model, not a curated record.
GAUUACAUCUUCAGUGUUUGUUGAAAAUGUAACAACAGUAAGAUCCGAUAGCGUCUGAUAUUCCGUAGUUACCGGUAACGACGAUAUAAUUCGCUUGUUAACCAUGGCAGUGGAAGUUGAUAGUGUUUGUGGCAAAAAAGGCAGUGCCUUUAUGCAAUGGUUGGUGGCAAUGCUAGCGAACACCACACUGUUGACAUACGGUUUCCAAGCGGGAUGGGUGUCGCCAAUGACAAAAGUUUUACAAUCAGAUGCGUCCCCGGCUGGCUACACACUAUCGGACUAUGAGAUCUCGUGGAUAGCAAGCGCUCUUUGUAUGUCGGCGACGUUUGGAGUCCCCCUAUUCGCUUAUAUCGUGGACACGUAUGGGAGGAAGGUUGCCAUUAUAAUUAUGGCUGCAUUGCAAGCGGUCUGCUGGAUAAUGAAGCUGUCUUCAGCAAACUUAUCGGUGCUAAUCAUAGCCCGGUUAUGCGGGGGUUUAUCGGCCGGUGGUUGCUACAAUGUCGUUCCGAUGUACGUAAGAGAAAUAAGUCGGGACGACAUAAGGGGGGUUUUAGGUUCCUUCAUAAUUUUGUUCCAAAAUAUUGGCAUUUUAACCAUGUUUGCAAUGGGAUUGUACUUGGAUUAUUAUACUGUACUAUGGAUCGUCGUUUGGGUGCCUGUAGUGACUAUUGUCUUUAUGAUAAAGGCCCCAGAGUCACCUGCGUUUUUGUUUAAAAAGGGGAGGAUUGAGGAAGCAGCCGCAACUAUAGCCUUUCUGAGAAGAUUGGAUGUCAAUGACAAGGAAAUACAAAAUGAAAUUGACUACAUGAGGAAUGAAGAACUCACUUAUAACUCGUUGCCAAAGGUUUCUUUCUUAAGCAUAUUGAAAAACAAAGCAUGGCGUCGAGGCUUCCUCCUCAUCAUGCUCUUAGUGACACUUCAGACCAACAGCGGCAACUUCGCGACACUAACAUACUCCCCCGCCAUUUUGAAAUCGGCCGGUGUCACUUGGAACCCAGAACUUCAAACUCUCAGCUUCCCCGCAGUUAUGAUCCUUGGCUCAUUUAUCUCAAUGAGUUGUGUGGAAAAGUUCGGACGAAAGCCUCUCAUUAGCAUAGCAUUCGCUGGAGCAGUGCUAGCCCAUGUAGUCUUGGGAACAACAAUGCUGAUUCAGAACCAAGGAGGUUCAACACCAGGAUGGAUACCUGUGGUUGCCAUAGUAACGUAUGUCUUCGUGUACGCAGGCGGCAUAUCGCCUAUGCCGUAUAUCAUUAUGGCUGAAAUGUUUAACUUUCAAAUCCGAGCAAAAGUAAUGGGUUGUCUAGUCACACACGCUUGGUUCAUGUCGUUCCUCAACUUGGCCUCUUUUACUGGCCUGGCGAACUUGUUGGGAACUCACUCUGUAGUUUAUUGUUAUGCUGGCAUCAACCUCCUGGGCGCUUUUGUUAGCCUGGUAUUCUUGCCAGAAACAAAGGGGAAAACUGCCGAACAAAUCGAAGUGGAUUUACGAGGAAAAUAAUUUCCAAACCAAACGCUUGAUUAGAUUUUAAAGUUCCCAUGUGAACUUGUUUGUGGUUAGCGAAAUAUUAAUUGGAUUGUAAUUAAUUGAGAUCUGAAUAGGUGCUUGAGUGUUCCUCUGGUAUGAAAUAAUUUGAAGUAGCUUUUGUUGUUAUUAAAAUAAUUAAAAGUUAUGAACGAAAAUAUUGUUUCAAUUAAAUGGAACAAAUAAAUCUCGAUGUAGGUUUAUGAAACAUUGUUGUAGUCGUGUGUUCUCUUGUUAUUGUAAUGGAAAUACCUUUUUAAGUGGCGCGUGGGUGCUUACGAGCCAUAUCAUGUACUUUAACAUUUUAAGUUAAUAAACAUGAUGUAUAACGUUC